This is a messenger RNA of Gordionus sp. m RMFG-2023, 5437 nucleotides long. RefSeq lists its product as uncharacterized. Bases 311 to 5437 code for a protein of 1708 amino acids. The transcript is spliced from 3 exons. The record is from RefSeq and is a predicted model, not a curated record. Lineage: Eukaryota; Metazoa; Nematomorpha; Gordioida; Chordodea; Parachordodidae.
UGCUACUAGUAAUUCUGGAUUUCUGCGAAAGUUCUUAAAUUUGGAUUCUAUUUUAUUGCUUAGCGUUUUUACCAAUAUAUCCGAUGGAUGUUUUCCGAAUCACGAUCCUUAUUCACUUAGUAUACUAGGAAGGCCUGAGCAAGAUUAACAUGAAAAAAUACAGGAAAAUUAGUAUUUGACGACGAAUAUUUCCAUUCAAUUAUUCAUAACCAAUUUUUGUCAUGGUGCGCGAAAGAACUCUCAAAAUUAAUAAAAUUUUUUGGAUUAACAUAUGUUAAAUAAAAAUUGAAGUUUUUCUAAUAUAUAUUCCAUGUUUCCUCUAUCCGUUACCAAAAUGAAGUGCCAAAGACUGAAAUCAGCGUUCGGAAAUAAAGAAGAAACAUACGGGGUGCCUGUUACCACCGAUAACGCCGCCGACUCCUCUAGUCAAUUAUUUUUUCCCUUAGAUUAUUAUUAUAUCAUCUCUUACUAUACGAGGUUAAAAAAAUCUAUGGUUGUGAAAAGCGAGUCUCAUGGACUAUAUUCGCACAUCCUACCGAUAGUCCACAAACACUUAAUCGAAGUUAGCUUCUUCUUGGCUAAAUUCACUAUCCUUUUUAUGGCUGCCACAUUUUACGCAGCUAAUCUAUUCAAACAGAAUUUUUGGCGACAUUAUUUUUUGUCCGUCACCUUUAACUUUACCACCCUGUACAAAACAAAACAACAUAUAAUAUUCUUAUUGCUCUACUAUUCAUUAUUAUCCGUAUAUACGUGGUCCCCUGUCAAAUCCGACCCCUUGAAGAAUUACGUACGACACAAUUUGAAUGGUUUUUCCGUUCACGAUAAAAACCUCAAUUUCGAUUCCUUCAACUCAUUCGACACUAAUAACCGAAGAUUAUUCGAUAAUUUUGGUGAGAACGAAAAUCGAAUCAUAUCUCUGUCACUGAAUUCUCAGCCGGCUCGAACCAAAAAAGCUAUUAACAGUUUCAACCUGAGCUAUUCCUUGGUCAAGAAUUCUGGUAAACCUUGUUUUCCUAUGGAUUCCUGUGAGCGACCCGAUAUACUGAACGAGGAGUCAAACUUGAACCUCCGCAAACAAAGUGCCUCCCAUAAAAGGCUCAAGAACUGCGAAUGCGACGCGGAUUGCGUUAUCUACGGUGACUGCUGUGCCGAUUUUUAUUCCAUCGAUGCUCCCGACAAUGCAAAAAUUGAUCAAAAAGAAGAAUAUCCUAAAUUCUCUUGCAAACACGUGUCGGGGUUGUACGAUAUUUACAUGGUGGAUGAGUGUUCUUCCGCAUUACUGAACAACCAUAAUCUGAAAGUGAAAUGCCACGCUACGGAUUUCAAAGACCCCCUAACCUUUAUCCCUUACACUGACUCUCGCACUAAUUUUACUUACCGAAACAUAUUCUGUGCGUUAUGCAAUAAUGAUCCUUCUAUUUUGCCCUCGCUCGUUCCCUGGGCCUCUACUAUAAAUUGCGAUUUUUCACCUGCUUUCCCUGCAAAUAACAAAUUAUCUUCUCUAACGACGGAAUCAUUUCUGGCCCAUUAUCUUAACCCAUUGAACCCUUCGUACUCUAGCCUUGUUCCUUACACCUUUCAAUACGAUUCCCAUCAAAAGUUCCUAGUUUGGCGAUUUCCCCAUGAAUUUUUUGACUCCAAAGGUCAAGUAAUAAGGGGUGAAAAAAACGUCUCCAACAGAAAUACGGGAGAUGAUGGUGGUAGUACAUGUUGGUGGAAAUUUUCCCACCCUUCCAUGACCAUUAUUACAAAUUCGAGGAAAUCGUUCAUACUCAGAGAUACUUCCUUAGACAAAGGCACCGAUGGCUUUGAAAAUAAUGCGAUAGGCCUGAGAAAAUGUGUGCCAAAAGUAAUCGACGAUUGUUAUCAAAUCGCAAAUGAUACUUCGGUCAUUUCUAUCACCUCCGGAUAUUCAUGGACUAGCAACGAGACUAAGGAGAGCCUGAGGGCAAAAUGCCGUGCUUACACCGCUAGAGUAUGGUCCCCCGCCUACGUUUACAAGAAUACCCAUUGCGCUCUAUGCAACGGUGGUCAGGUUAAAGCGCUUUCGGAACUGAGCUGUUACGACGUAUUCUCAUCGCCCGAUCCUUCGAAUAGUAAGAAAUAUAAAUUCAACAACGAUCACCUCUACUCCAAGUACGGGCUCAGUUUACCCCCCACGCUAACUUUUUCAUGGAAACUCAUGUCGGAUGGUAAUUUGGCUGAUCCUCUGAGAAAAUGUUUACCGGGAAAUAUCUGGGAUCCUUUCAAAUCUCUGUGCAUUAAACUACACUAUUGCGCCAAAGGAACAGCUUACGACGAAUCUUCUUCGCAUCCAUCUUGUGUUCAAAUGAGUGCCGAAGAAAUUGCGAGGUUAGCCAGCUACACAUUGUCUACUCUUAGCAGUGAAAAUUCUUUGUUGGAUCCCAAUAAUUUUAUAUUCACGACGCUCAAUUUGAACGAGAACAAUAAAUACGUGCUAAAAGAUAUCGACAAUAUAAUCAAUUCGCUUGGAGAUGUUAUCCCCUGCAUGAAUCCUAACGAGAUAAAUUCCGCUUUAAGCUUUAGUUAUCGGAGCGAUAGGAAUUCUCUGACUAAAAUUAUCGCCUCGCUAGAUCCCGACGGUUCUAGAUUUACGGUGUGGGGUUCGGACAAUUACGAAAGUUUAGACACAGGAAAACAGGGACCUCACUCAAUUAGACUUAAAGCCUCGCGAUUACCUCCGUCUUACAAGAUAUACUUAGACUAUUCGGCCUUAGUGAAUCCCGGAGAAUACUACUACCUGGUUCAAGGCACCAGAAAUCCCCGAUAUAACGGCGGGGAAAAUAAGCAUUUACUCUCUUUGCUCUCUCUAAGCCCUUCCGACCUAAAGAACGGGCAACGUUUAGCGGCGGGGAAAAAGAACGAUUACUAUAGUGACAACGUGAAUUCUUCCCCGCUCUUUGUGUGCACUGAGACGCUCAUAUCCAAAUUCCGGCACGACGAUCCUUUUUACGAAAAGAAGGGAGGAGACUACGGCCUGAACGGUCCUGCCAGGGAUUUUGUCUGCAAACGAAAAAGAAUAGUAAGUUACUUAGCCCUUUUAAUAUCCUCCGCAAUUUGCGUUAGUACCGUCAUUUUGAGUCUUGUAUAUCGUUGCACUAAUAAAAAAUGGAACGACGAAUGUAUACCUUCAAACAUCAAUAUUCUGGCUGUAAAUGAUAGCGGAAAGAAAAGGAGAAAAAUGGGUAAUGAUAUAAUAAACGAGGGAAGAAUAAAAAAAUUGGGAAUAGCCUUGGAGAUUCAAAGUCCUUCUGAUACUAAUCGUUUACUAAUGUCUAUCCACUCUCUUGAGUGCGCCUUGUUAAAUGCGCUCCUAGUCCUAGCCAUGUUCUAUUAUUACCACGAUUUGUCGCCAUCCUUAGAUUCUGGUUUCAAAUCUUCAGUCGACCACUAUUAUCCGAGAUGUUUAUUCAGUCCUAACCAACAUAUGUAUUCGCAUUCCUUAGAUAAUUCGUCGUUAGUGGCACUUAACAAAACCUACGCUAAGCAUAUCCCUAUGGUCAUCACAGAAACCCUUAAAUUGGGUUCCGAAUUUUCACUUAAGUUUAUUCAACCCUUCAUCAUAUUUUGCCUAUUCUCUAACCUGUUCUGGCUCGUGGCUUUUUGCUUAAACCGCUUUUUUGGCGCAUUACAGGACUAUAGAGAUGGUACUAGUGAUCAUUAUUCCGGUGCAAAAUUUCAAGAAAAUAAUAAAAAUUAUAUUUUGGAUAGGAACGAGGGACCAGCCCUAGCUCGCCGUCACAUGUCCUACGAUUUUUGGAACGGGGCGGUUAGUUCCAAGCUCCCCUGGUUGCGUUACCUCGUAUUCCAAUGCUCGGUUUGGAUCUUAGCUUUCCUCACCACGGCUCUCUUUUACUCCACCAUAGUUAUUUCCAGCUCUAAUACAUUUUUGACUCCCGAUUUCUCGCAUAUUUUGAGAGAUGGCAACAACGGAUCGUCCAAUUAUUCAAACGUGAAACGAUACCUUUUCUUGACCGUAUUGGACGUUUCGCCUCUAUAUGCUCCGCGUCAUAAUAAUAGCGAAUUAGCUGAAUUUUAUUCCCGAUCCUCCUUAUUACAAGGGAAUGGCGAUCUUUGCCAAGCCUGCUCCAGUGUACCCCUUAUCAAUCCAUUCUUCGGUCUAUCUUUCUUACUGCCUCUAACUCUGUGCACAGUUUCUCUGGCCCUGAUACUCAGCUUAUCUGUCAUUUGCCUUAAAACCGGCAACUUAUGGUGCUUUAAAUUACCUUCCUGUCGUUCGAAUGUGGCGGUCAAUAAACAUAACCCUCUAAAGUGCUACGAGAGAGGGAAAUCGCAUCGUAAUAAUAAGAGAAACGGUACUUCCCAUGAUAAAACGGCGGACGAAUUCUAUUCGUCCCCUCCUCACAAUGGCAGCCUACUUUAUCCCAAACUAACUGGCAAUAACAUCAACGAAUUUAACAGUAACACGUCGUCUUCGACCAAUUCUUAUACUCAAAAUAAUGAAGAAGACCAUAACGUUGAAAAUAAUUAUGAUCGAUUGAUCAAUUCCGAAAAAUCGCAGCGAAUCGAUGCCAAAAACAGCGGCGAGACAAGCACCAGCAAUAGCGGAAGUACUGAUGACAAUUUCACUAGCCACGAUCCUCUUAACAAAAAACAACCCACUCUGCCCAUGAGAAAUAGCUGUUAUAGCGAUAAUAAAAACACAAUGAAUUACGGAGAACUCAAUUUUUCAGACAUAGCUACAAUCUUACUCAUAAUCAUCACCUUAGUCCAAUAUGCCUUACUAUCAGCUUCAUCUACCUUAAAUACCGCAAAAUCUUCUUCCCGAUUUUCUCACUUUUUGGCCAAGAGCGACAACAUUUAUUGGAUACUCUAUCUGGUUUUCACUCUCUUCCGAUCUCUUUACCUUUUCACCCGUGCCGCCAUCGAAUUGAAUUACUCAUCCAGCACUGCCCAGGCUUUGGACGACGAUCGCGCUCUAGAUAAAUCCAAAUUCGCAGAUUCCAAUAACAAGUACCUCAGCCCCAAAUUUUACAAUCCCCUCGGCACCAAUAAAGGCUCUUACGAUGUCUAUUUCAAACAAAAUCUGUUGAAUCACUCAUCUCACCUACACACCCCCUGCCAGCUUAAGACUGACCAUAAUAAUAACGUAGAAUUAUUACGAGAAAAAUUGCUAGAUAAUCAUCUAGCCAACAAUAGCCCUAAAAUUUGUAAUAGUACUGCCGCUCCCUUCCACCAUAAUAAUGAUGAUGCUUAUUAUAAUAACCAUAAGAUUUACGGUCAGAGACCUGACAGGUUCAUGGAACUGGCUCUGGAACAAGAGAAAGCUAGACUUCACAGUGUCAGAGAUAUAGAAAUUUUGGCUAAAAAAAGGACGGGAGGAAAUAUUAGAAUAGAAGGAGCGAAUUCUAGAAUGACAAAAAAAGAAAUAUUAUUCAUUUUAAGAAAAUUAUAA